GAGUUGAAGACCCAUCGGAUUCCAGUCAGUGUCAGACCUCUACCGCCAGUAUCGCUGACUGUAAAGACAAAUAUCCCGCCGUGUCGGACCCAUCGCAUUUCUACUUUGCAUUUUGGUCAUGUAAGACUCCUUCUGUUGAGACGGUGGAUGUAGAUAACGGGACAACAAAUUCAGACAUCGUGGUGACUGGAGUAGGGUUUUCAACGAUUAACUGUCGGAAUGAAAUCACAUUUGGCGAUUACUCAUGUUCAGCUACGUCAAGUUUCAAAUCAAAUGCUACUUGCAGGAUCGACAUAUCAAAUAGCCCGGAAAUAGGGCGCCCGGGGAUGAUUCAGUUUCGUGUUAACAAUAUGGGUUUUGCUAAUAUAAAAACUGACUUGAAGUUUGCUUUGCUACCAUUAGUACUUUCAAUUGCGCCCACGACAGGUUCAUUGGGGGGCGGUACAUGGGUGGUGAUCUCUGGGACGGGAUUUAUAGAAGGAAGCAAGUGUGCAGAAAAUAUAGACGUUACAUUUGGGGGAUACCAAUGUGUGGUUAAAAACUGUACGUAUACGUCUAUCACCUGCAUAUCCCCGCCAUCGUCAAUAGCUAAAGACGUGAACGUGCUUGUAAAGAUUGCUCAAGGAAAUGUGAGGGUGCCUAGUAUUUGUGAAUCCUCCUGUAACUUUACAUACACCGAGAACGCGACGCCUACAAUAACGGGUGUUACACCACAAUCAGCAACAGGCGAGACGACAACCCUGACAAUUAACGGAACAAUGUUCGGGACGACGAGAAGCUCAGUAACGGUGUCACUGUCUAGUAAAGCCCUUGCUCAAAGCUAUGCAUGUAACCUGACGUCAGCACCGAUCGACACAGAAAUUCAGUGCUCCAUUGAGAAUCUUCCAGUUGGAAAUAAUAAUAUUGAAGUUCACAUUAUUGGAAAGGGCAUUGCGACUGGGAAUCUUUUAGUGACCAGUGUACCAACGAUAUCUAACAUCUCGCCCGACCUUGGAAGUGUACACGGAGGUACAUCAUUAACUGUCAGCGGAAACGGGUUUCUUUCGGACACGACAGUAAAACUGAAUAGUAAAUUAUGUGCAGUGUCUUUUGUCGACCUUUCCAAAGUUGUAUGUUCUACCCCAAGUAACGUCGAAGCUUCUGUUGCGGUAGUCGUUAAGUCAAAUUCGAAAGCCUACCCCCAGCAAAUAUUCUCCUACAACAUGAGCAUAACACCUAGCAUAGGUUCUAUAUCACCUACUUCCGGAACUCGUGGUACAACCAUAACAAUUACCGGCACCAAUUUUGAGUCUCAGAAUGAAAUGAAUCAUGUCUUCAUUGAAAACACGCCUUGCAAUGUGACAUCCUCAUCGCCAACUAAAAUAGAAUGCGUUGCCGCAAGUCAGACUGCAGGAACGCAUAAUUUGUUCGUUGAUGUAACAGGCAUUGGAAAAUCUAACAUGUAUGAUGGAUUUACAUUUGAAACGUCGGUGGUAGCCAUUUCUCCCACAUCAGGGAGUAUGGCUGGUCUACAGACGGUGACCAUAACCGGAACUGGGUUUGAGCAAAAUAUUAUCGCAAUGAUAUGUAACGAAAUCUGCAAGCCUACUGGAAAUGCCUCCACAACAACCCAAUACGUCUGUCUGACACCUGAAGUAGAAGGAAAUGUCGACAUUGUCUGUAAUGUGACCAUCAUCCAGACUUCUGUAACGAAGAGCCUAACCGAAGCGUUCACGUAUAGCUCUACCAUUACCCCGAGUAUCACGAGUGUUGCCCCAACACGUGGCGGUACAGCAGGAGGCACUGUAUUGACCAUCAGCGGAACUAACUUUGGUGUAAGACAGAGUCAACCGUGUCCGUCUGAAGUGAGUAUAGAUGGUUCGGAGUGUAAUAUCACUUCCUGGACAAACACGGUGAUCAAGUGUGUAACAGAAUCCCACCAAGGAUCGAUGAUGGCAUUAGUCCGUGUGGUACCAGGCUGUAACGGACAGGCGAAACAG
Messenger RNA from Mizuhopecten yessoensis (Yesso scallop), 1979 nucleotides. Its product is annotated as fibrocystin-L-like. The record is from RefSeq and is a predicted model, not a curated record. The annotation marks the transcript as partial. Lineage: Eukaryota; Metazoa; Mollusca; Bivalvia; Pectinida; Pectinidae. The transcript has 5 exons.